Molecule: messenger RNA, 1500 nt
Organism: Cotesia glomerata
Lineage: Eukaryota; Metazoa; Arthropoda; Insecta; Hymenoptera; Braconidae
Exons: 6
Coding region: 129-1457 (442 amino acids)
Source: RefSeq, a predicted model, not a curated record
UUGAAAUUGUAAAAGAACAACAACAAUAUGGCGGCAAGCGGACACAACAAUAGAAAGUGAAGCCGGAAACUUGAAAAUAAAAUAAAACUAGUAAAUAAAUUAUUUUUGAUAAAUAUUUUUUCGGUCUGAUGGAGGCCAUGCUUGCUAAUUACGGAACGACAAUUCAGUUGAUAGAUAAUGACCUAGCUCGUUCUAAUGAAGAGUUCAAAAAACAAAUGGAGAUGUCUAAUGAAAAUAAGAAAAAGAGAAUGAAAAGCAUUCUCAAGACGACUUUGACUAUGAUGAAGACUCCGGGUAACGUCCAAGAAACACCCGAUGAUUCAAGUGGAAAAACUUGGUGGGAGCAGUUCAAAGAUUCUGGUUAUCCUGAUGAUCAGUGUUUCGAAUUUUUCAGAUGUUCGCGUAAAACUUACGUCUAUUUGAUCGAAAAACUCAGCCCGUAUAUUGAACCGAGAGCUGGAAUGACAGUUCAUCAUAGAACUUCUAAAAAUGGCGUUCCGGUUGACAAGCAAAUAGCAGCAGUACUAUCAAAAAUAUCAAAUCGCGAUACAUUUGGAACGCUGUCGGCAAAAUUCAGCUUAUACAAACUGACUGUGCAUAAAAUAAUGCAAAGAUUCGUAGAUAUUGUAUGCAAGCAUCUACUGCCGCAGGUUGUAAAGAUGCCAGAUUCUGCAGAAGCUGUUGAAAUAGCAGCGACCUUUGAACAACAGACAAAGUUACCUCAAUUAAUCGGUAUCAUUGAUACUCUUCAUAUUCCUAUUUGCAACUCUUAUGGAAUGGCCGAUGCUUUCACAAAUUCAAAGAAUUAUUAUUCGUUUGUUGCUCAAACAAUUGUUGAUUCUAAAAAUUGUUUUAGAGAUGUCAGCAUAAGAUUUCCAGGCGCUAGAACCGAUAUUGAAAUAUUACAAGAUUCAAACAUCUAUAGGCUGCAUGAAAAAGUUAUUCCACCGGAAACCCAAAGUAUAAAUGGAAUGGAAAUUCCAUACUAUGUAAUAGGACCACGUUCGUACCCUCUAUUAUCAUGGUUAUUGACAGAAUACCCAAUGGCCACAACGAGCAAUGAUCUACUAUUUAAUUCUCACAUUGAAGCAGCAAGCCAACUUAGAAAAACAGCGAUUGAACGGAUGAGAGCACGGUUUGACAUAUUAAAUUACCCAAUAGACGUAAACAUCGGAAUACUUCCUCAAUUAAUCGGAUGCUGUUUUGCGCUACACAAUAUUUGCGAGCGACACGGUGAUUUCCUGUCGGAUGAACGAAUCAAGAGCUCCUUAAUCGUUGCCAGUAAUUAUGAGCAGCCGGAAAAAGUGCCUUACACUGAUAAAAAUAUGUGCCUAAAGGGUGUAAUUCAACGUGAUUGCAUUAGAAAUUAUUUUGUAACAUUAGAUGAAAUCGAUCAGUCAACAUUCGGGUACAUGGACUAUGAAAGCAUUGACUUCCUCACUGAAGAAGUUGUAUAACGCAAAUUAAAAAAUCUAUUAAUAAAAGUUAGCAAUGAAUUAU